AUUACUGUCAUCAUUUCCUCUCACUCCUUGCCCCCAUUUCUCCACCCUCGCCCGCUUACCACCCACCUCCGCCCCCAUUUUGGCUCCUUCCAGGCUCUUUUCACCUCUUGUGGAUUUUCCCCCUUUGCGCAACCCGGAGAGAACGGAAUCUGGGACAGGCAUUCAACUCGGGAUCCGAGGUUCCUCCCUGCUGCCCACUGCACUGUCCUCACUCGGACGGCAGCCCCAGCCCCGGGCCCAGCCCCAUGAGCCCUUUUCCCGAGCUCAUCCCCCUCACCCCCAAUCUCUGGCAUCCCCAGAAGAGGACAGAGACCCGGCCGAGGCCGUGAUGGAACCGAAAGAGCCGAGAUUCUGCGCUGCAAAGACAUGAAAACAAAAUAAGUUCAUCUUAACAGCAAUGCUUCUGAACCAGCAUACUCUAUUUAUUGCAUUACAAUUUUUCAUCCCAUGGGAGCUGACCCACCUUAUGUUUUCACAUGCCUUGCUGGAAAUUCCAGUGCAGUCUUGCAAUUUAACGAUGACAUCUCAUAAUUUUCAGCACAUUUUAUCUUGGAAAUCAAACAGCAUUGCCACUACGCCAAUUUACUAUACUGUAUGGUAUAAAAUUUGGAGUACCGUUGAAGAAUGGAAGGCUGUUGAAGAUUGCACAAAUAUCACAACGUUAUCCUGUGAAAUUACAGAUUUUUAUGAAAUUAGGGAAUGCUACUUUAUCAAUGUAACAGGCUUCAGUGGAGAGGAAAAAUUAGUUGAAUGUGUUCUAAAUUUCUUUCCCAUAUCAGAGACAAUUUUAGAUCCACCAGAAAUUAGUAUUUUUAAUUUCAAGGAUGCAGUUAAUGUCACUGUGCAUCAUCCAACAUUCUUAUCUAAGUUAAAGGAAAUAGAAAAAGACUUUUUCUCAUCAGUGGUCAUUAAAGUGGAGUCAAAUGGCAGUUCAAGUCAGGAUCUAAAAGUUGAAAUGGCUGACAAAGAAAAUGUAACUGUCACAACUGAUCCUCUGAUUCCAAAUUCAAAUUACUGUAUAUCUGCUCAGUGGAAACUUGUGCCUUCUGACAAAAUACAAUCAUCUUCAAAAUGUUUCACUUUUUCUCCUAGCCAAGAAUCAGAAAAAAGCACUUUAAUACCAGUAGUAUUUGUUGUUUGUUUCAUCAUCAUCCUUCUAAUAACAACCUUUGUGAAAACCCUGAAAAACACAGGAUAUAUAUGCAGAAAACCAAUACCUUCUCCCAAAGCAUUGGAUUUCCCACCUGUUACGCCUGGCCCCCUUCGAUUACACUAUGAGAAAAUUACAGUGGUAGAGAUCAUUUACAAAAUCAAGAAGAAAGAAAUGCUUAGAGAGAGUGAUGACAAAAGUGACAAUGAAGACAAAAGCGACAGUGAUUAUGAAUCAACUCAGAGAACAGGAAAUGGUUACAUCAUGAAUUGCCUUACCUCUAGAUCCCUAAGUCAGGACUCCACAUUCACCCAGAAAGAAGGUAAUCCCACUGGUUCGGGUCCAAAGGAUCCUGAAUGUCCAGAGACGAACCCUCCUCUGGCUGACGCAGGUAGUGCCACAUCAAAUCAGUUAAAGGCUGGCCCAGAUGAAAAGGGAGUGAGUCGUCUCUGGAGCUUCAUUUCAGAAGGUAGUGUCCUUUCUUCUGAAUCAGAAGACUGUUCUAAUUUUAAUGUGAAUUUAAACACUGUAUUUGUGGGAGACCCUGGAGAUAAUAAUGCAUCAGAAGAAGAUGAUGCUCAGAUAUUAUUGCCUGUGCAAGAAGAUAAAACCAACUUAGUGGAUUCAGAUGGAUCUGAACUUCUAAGUCAGGCUGCCUGUGGAAAGACACCACUUCUCCAUGUCCCCUCUGCAGAACAUCUCUGGUCUGAAAAUUCUUCCUCGGAUGAAAGUGCUACUUCAGAGUCAGACAAGGACCAGAGAGGUGGUUAUCUAAGAAGAUAAAUCCUGAUAAAACUUAUAGACAUUCAUGAAUAUAAUGUGCUCUCUCUUCCCUCACUAGUUGUAUAUGGUCCCAAACCAGACCAUAUCUAAACUAUCAGGAUAAAAACCAAAUGUGCUAACUAAAUGCGUGGGAGUGAUAUGAAACUUAAUUUUAUGUAAAACACUGUUAAAAUCCAUUAAAGUGAAAGUGCAAGAGUUUUCUGAGCUAGAAUGCUUCUAGAAGGCAUAAAAAAUCAGGACUAAAGGAGGAGUGGAGAGGGGGCAGAUAAAAAGUUAAGAACAAAACGGCUGGGGAAAGGUACGUGACUCAGUGGAUUGACAGUCAGGUCCAGAGAUGGAAGGUCCUGGGUUCAAAUUUGACUUCAGAUACUUCUGAGGUAUGUGGCCUUGGGCAAGUCACUUAACCCUUGCCUAGUCCUUGCUGCUCUUCUACCUUAGAACAAAUAUUUAGUAUUGAUUAUAAAACAAAAGAUAAGGGCUAAACAUUUUUUAAAGAAAUAAAGGACUUUAAUGAAGACAAAAUUUGACACUGGCAAACCUCAGUAAAGCCAAGAGAUAGUGGAAACAUAGAUAUAUGUGGUCUGGAGAAAAAGAGCAUGUUAUUAAUUAAUGGUUCAGUGAUUCUCAGUGUUAUAGGUUCAGCUGGAUUGGAAAUCAGAGGACUCGAGUUUUGUCUUGAUAGAAUUUAAUAAAUGUAAGCUGAGGUACAAAAUUCUGAGCUUUAUCCAUUUAUUAGCAGAACAUAAACAUGUUAAUAAAGUGGGUCAAGUGACUACCACAAUUAGGCCAAUGACCCAGAGAAGGAGAUAUAACUCAUUUUCAUCAGUAUAGGAAAAAAGAACAAAACUGGUAUAGGAAAAAAGAAUAAAUAAAUAAAUAAAAGUGGGAGAAAUUAAGUAAUUGGUUAUAAAGCUGGUGGCAUUGUGGGGGCAAAGACAAUAUAACUUGUUUGAAAUUGGGGAUGAAGGGCUAGGAGCAGCCUUCUCCUUUCCUGUGACAAAGAAAUGUUCGUUGUUUGUGUCUAUCUGCAAGAUUAGAGAUAGUGGACCUGACUUCUUUGGAUACUAAGCCAGAUAUCCUUGAAAGAUAGAUUGGUGGUAUAAAGAUUCUAGAUCAGACUCCCUGGUGUCCACCUGCAUCUCUCAAAGAUAACAGCUUUCCUUGAAGCAAGAAGAAAAGAGUAAUUAGUAGGAAAACUGUACUGAGCUGAUAGGCAAAGAGACAAAAAAAUGUGACUUGAGUGAUGAAUAGGACCAAUUACAGAGUAAAUUCAAUUAUAAAAUGAUACAAAAUCAAUUAAAUUUCUUCACUUUGAAUCUUUCUCCGCCAUUUACUGCUCUGUGACCUUGAAAAAGUCAUUUUCCUUUUCCAAGCCUGGAUUUCCUCAUAUAUAAAUUAAAACAGUUGGAUGAUGAUCUAUAUAGUCCCUUCCAGUUCUGUUCAUGAUCUUUUAUGUACCAGAGUUUCACCACCACUGCAGGUGAGGGGACUUUUUUGUUUUUUGUUUUAAUUUGUUUUAUUGAUACCUUUUGUUUUAGAGUGCAACCAUUUCUCAUGCUUACCUCCUAGAUUGAACCAUUGAACCAUUGUAAGAGAAAAAAAGUAUAAAAAUAUGUAAUAAAGGAUCCUUUUCUAAUAAUUUAUUAAAUAUUCUGCCCUCCUGUUCCCCAUUUCUCUACAAAGAGAGAGGAGAUGUGACAAUUCCCCAUGCUUGAAAAGUUCUAUAUCCUCACCUCUGUGUGAGUGACAAGGCCAGCAAGGUGCUGUUUGAUAAACCCAAAGACCACAUUUACUAAAAUUCAUUAUCUGACAAAAACUGCUAGAAAAAGUGGAAGGCCAUGUGGUAAAAAUUAGAUAUAGAUCAGCCUCUCCUUCCAUAUACCAAAAGAGACAUCACAAACAAGUAAAAGAGUAAGGAAGAAAUUAACUUUCAGAUCUGUGGAUAGAACCAUUCAUGAACAAAAAAUCAAAAGGACAAUCUUGGUUGCACAAAAUUUUUCAAAAUUUAACACAAAGUAAAUACAAUUAAAAUUAGAAAUAAAGUAGAUAACUAGAAAGUGAGAGAAGGCCUGACUGGGUGUGUCUGUGUUGCCUACUAAAGAGCUCUGAAGUUCUUUCAUUCAAGAGAACUGCUUCUCACUAUAUUAGUGUUAUACUUUUUUCUACAUCCUUUUGAGGGUGAUUGUAAGUUAAAUGAGUUUAUUCCUAUUUCAUCACUGGGCAGCUAGAGUGCCAGGCCUGGAGUCAAGAAGAUGAGUUCAAGUCUGUCCUCAGAAACAUAUUUGCUGUGUGACCCUGGAUAAGUCAUUUGUUUGCCUCAGUUUCCUCUUCUGCAAAAUGAGCUGGAGAAGGAAAUGGCAAGCCACUCCAGUAUCUUUGACAAGAAAACCCCAAAUGGAGUCAGAAAGAGUUGGGAAUGACUGAAAUGGCUAAAAAGCACAGUUUUAUCCUUUCAAGAGUAGAAGUAGAGGUUUUUGUUAUAAAGAUUUUUUUAAUUUAGUUCCCUAUGAAUUUGAGUAAUUAAACCUUAUCAUAGGGAGCUAAAUCAAUUGUACAAAAACUCAAGCCAUUUCCCAAUUGAUAACUGGGCAAAGGACAUGAAUAGGCAAUUUUCAGAUAAAGAAAUCAAAACUAUUAAUAAACACAUGAAAAAGUGUUCUAAAUCUCUUAAAAUUAGAGAAAUGAAAAUCGAAACAACUCUGAGGUAUCACCUCACACCUAGCAGAUUGGCUAACAUGACAACAAAGGAAAGUAACAAAUGUUGGAGGGCAUGUGGCAAAAUUGGGACACUAAUGCAUUGCUGGUGGAGUUGUAAAUUGAUCCAACCAUUCUGGAGGGCAAUUUGGAAAUAUGCCCAAAGGGCACUAAAAGACUAUCUGCCCUUUGAUCCAGCCUUCUGGGUUUAUACCCCAAAGAGAUAAGAAGGAAAAAGCCUUGUACAAAAAUAUUUAUAGCCACAUUCUUUGUGGUGGCAAAAAAAAAUUGGAAAAUGAGGAGAUGCCCUUCAAUUGGAGAAUGGCUGAACACAUUGUGGUGUCUGAUGGUGAUGGAAUACUCUUGUGCUGAAAGGAAUAAUAAAGUGGAGGAAUUCCAUGGGGACUGGAACAACCUCCAGGAAGUGAUGCAGAGUGAGAGGAGCAGAACCAGGAAAACAUUGUACACAGAGACAGAUACAUUGUGGCACAAUUGAAUGUAAUGGACUUCUCUACUAGCAGCAAUGCAAUGACCCAGGGCAAUUCUGAGGGAUUUAUGAGAAAGAACUCUAUCCACAUUCAGAGGGAGAACUGUAGGAGUAGAAACAAAGAAGAAAAACAACUGAUUGACCACAGGGGUUGGUGGGUAUAUGAUUAGAGUUGUAGACUCUAAAUCAUCACCCUAGUGCAAAUGUUAAUAAUAUGGAAAUAGGUCUUGAUCAAUGGCACUUGUAAAACCCAGUGAAAUUGAGCAUUGGCUAGGGGAGCAGGGUGGGAGGAAAAGAACAUGAUUCAUGUAACUAUGGGGAAAUAUUCAAAAUUAAUUAAUUAAGUCAAUAAACUUUUAAAAAAAAAAGCAGAAGUAGAACAGAGUUGCCCAGCAAGUAUGUGAUGAGGAUCAGAAAGAAAACAAUUAGACAGAAAUAGCUUUGGCUUCCUGUGGAAUAGACUGUUCUUGAAGAGACUGAGAAUGCAGACCAGAGUGACCCUGAAGGCUUACUCAUGUCUUUUUGCUAGCUUUCUAUAAGCGUGCGCCCAUUCUCUUCCAUGAAUGCUGUCUUAGUGAGGGAGCAGGAUUCAGGUUUAUGUGUUGACUGAUAUGCUGCAUAUUUUUGUAUUUGCAUUGGAACUACUAAAUGUAAUGAUAAUUUUGACUUAUUGUUAAAUAAAUGUUUUCUGUUUAAGGGUGA
Messenger RNA from Monodelphis domestica (gray short-tailed opossum), 5816 nucleotides. RefSeq names its product interferon alpha and beta receptor subunit 2 (gene IFNAR2). Gene Ontology annotation, biological process: cytokine-mediated signaling pathway. NCBI's taxonomy places the organism in Eukaryota, Metazoa, Chordata, Mammalia, Didelphimorphia, Didelphidae. The record is from RefSeq and is a predicted model, not a curated record. Gene Ontology annotation, cellular component: plasma membrane. Gene Ontology annotation, molecular function: protein binding; cytokine receptor activity.